Molecule: messenger RNA, 3022 nt
Organism: Perca flavescens (yellow perch)
Lineage: Eukaryota; Metazoa; Chordata; Actinopteri; Perciformes; Percidae
Product: cadherin-4
Exons: 17
Coding region: 38-3022 (994 amino acids)
Biological process (GO): multicellular organism development; homophilic cell-cell adhesion; cell migration
Cellular component (GO): catenin complex; plasma membrane; adherens junction
Molecular function (GO): cadherin binding; calcium ion binding; beta-catenin binding
Source: RefSeq, a predicted model, not a curated record
CGUGCGGUAGGAGGGGUUGUAGUGACGCUGUUAUCCAAUGGGCAUCGGCUUCCUCUGGACGGAGCGCAGCGCAGCACCUCUGUCUCAGCGGCACUUUUGCGCCAGACAAGUAGGGACGGUCAUUCACUCAGCACCCGAAAGAGAAGAAACAGGGAUCCGGGAAUUACUGAGGUGCAUUUGGCGCAGGAGACUCAUCUCGUUCCCUUUUUUACCCCCAACAAGCGAUUUUGCAAAGAUGAAGGUUGGCUGCAUCAUCCUGGCUUGCACCUUACUUGUGGGCACAUCCUCGGGGAGUAAGGCAGUCCAGCCCCUCAAACCCCCAUGCAGACCAGGCUUCUCCCAGAACUUCUACACAGUGAUUGUCUCGAGAGACGUAUUGCACGGUCAAAGCAUUCUCAAAGAUACUACCCUGUCCAGUGAACGUGUGAAGUUUGAGGAUUGCCAGCGCAGCAGAGAGGUGGGCUUUGUCAGCAGUGACCCCAACUUCAGUGUGAGGCCCGAUGGGUCGGUGUAUGCCGAGCAGGAGCUGGCCAACCUGUCAGAGCCCGUCCAGUUCAUGGUGACGGCCCGAGGGCUCCAUGACCCACACAUCUGGGAGACCACCGUUAAGCUAGCCCUGGCCGGACAUCCUCAUCCUUUAGCCCUGACAAAGGGUGGCAUUGAAGAAAUGCUGUCAAGAGUCUGGGACUCUCAACCCAGAGUUAUCAAGUUUCCUCGAAAACAUCAGAGGAGCUCCUCUGCCAAUGGGCUAAGGCGACAGAAGAGAGACUGGGUCAUCCCGCCUAUCAAUGUGCCUGAAAACUCCAGAGGACCCUUCCCCCACAUGCUUGUCAGAAUCCGCUCAGACCAGGACAAGGCUGUUGGCAUCCGCUACAGCAUCACGGGAGCAGGCGCUGAUCAGCCCCCGAGCGGGAUCUACAACAUAGACCCCAUCAGCGGCAACAUGUUUGUCACGCAACCCCUGGACAGAGAGGAGAGAGCCUCAUUCCACCUGCGAGCCCAUGCAGUGGACAUGAAUGGUAACCAGGUGGAGAACCCAAUCGAUCUAUACAUUUAUGUGAUUGACAUGAACGACAACAGACCUGAGUUUCAGAACCAGGUGUACAACGGCUCGGUGGCUGAAGGGUCCAAACCAGGCUCGUCUGUGAUGCAGGUGACAGCCACCGACUCGGACGACUCCACCACAGCUAAUGGCAUGGUGCGCUACCGCAUCCUCUCACAGACUCCCCACACGCCCAUCCCCAACAUGUUCACCAUCAACAGCGAGACUGGAGACAUAGUUACAGUGGCAGCCGGCCUGGACAGAGAGAAAGUGUCCCAGUAUACCAUCAUUGUCCAGGCCACUGACAUGGAAGGCAACUUGAACUUUGGCUUGUCCAACACAGCCACAGCCCUUAUCAGCAUUACCGACAUCAACGACAAUCCCCCAGAACUGACAGUCAGAACGUUUUCAGGGGAGGUGCCAGAGAACAAGGUGAAUGUGGUGGUGACCAACCUCACGGUGGUGGACAGGGAUCAGCCCCACAGUCCCAACUGGAACGCUGUCUACCGCAUAGUCAGCGGAGACCCCUCUGGACACUUCACCAUCCGCACCAACCCCAUCACCAAUGAGGGCAUGCUGACAGUGGUCAAGCCGGUGGAUUUUGAGAUGAAUCGUGCCUUCAUGCUGACCGUGGUGGUUUCCAACCAGGCCCACCUGGCCAGCGGCAUCCAGUCUUCUCUUCAGUCCACAGCAGGAGUCACCAUUUCGAUUCAGGAUGUGAACGAGCCGCCCGUCUUCCCCGUCAACCCCAAGAUGAUCCGCUUUGAGGAAGGUGUGCCAGCAGGGACCACCCUUACCGUGUUCGCUGCUCAGGAUCCUGACCACUUCAUCCACCAGAUUGUCAGGUAUUCCAAGCUGUCCGACCCGGCUAACUGGCUGAAGAUCAACAAGACCAAUGGUCAGAUCACUACCAUGGCCCUGCUGGACCGAGAGUCCAUGUACGUUAAAAACAACGUGUACGAGGCCACAUUCCUGGCAUCCGACAAUGGUAAGUCCGGCUCGCCUCAAGCGAGCGGGACAGGAACUCUCCAGAUCUACCUGAUCGAUGUGAACGACAACGCGCCGGUGCUGAUACCCCGGGAGGCCCAGGUGUGCGAGCGCGCGCGCCCCAACUCCAUGGUCAACAUUACAGCCUCCGACGCUGACGCCGACCCCAACGUAGGGCCCUUUGUCUUCGAGCUGCCUUCUUUUCCUGCAAGCGUUCGCCGCAACUGGACUAUCUCCCGACUCAGCGGUGACUAUGCUCAGCUGAGGCUUAGGAUUCCUUACCUGGAGGCGAGUGUGUACGAGAUCCCCAUCAUCGUGUCCGAUUCAGGGAACCCUCCUCUGUCCAACCGCUCUGUGAUUAGAGUCAAAGUUUGUCCCUGCGACAAUAACGGAGACUGCAGCGCCACAGGGGCUGUGGCAGCCGCCGGCCUCGGCACCGGGGCCAUCAUCGCGAUACUCAUCUGCAUCAUCAUACUGCUGAGCAUGGUUCUGCUGUUUGUGGUGUGGAUGAAGCGCAGAGAGAAGGAGCGGCAGGCAAAGCCCCUGCUGAUCGACCCUGAGGACGACGUCAGAGACAACAUCCUCAAGUAUGAUGAGGAGGGAGGAGGAGAGGAGGACCAGGACUAUGACCUGAGCCAGCUGCAGCAGCCCGAGUCUUUAGACCACAUCAUCAAUAAGCCGGCGGGGGUGCGCAGGGUGGACGAGAGACCUGUGAUUGCUGAGUCACAGUAUCCCGUCAGACCCAGUCUGCCCCAUCCUGGAGAUAUAGGAGACUUCAUUAAUGAUGGUCUGAGGGCGGCAGACAACGACCCCACAGCUCCUCCCUACGACUCCCUGCUGGUGUUCGACUACGAGGGCAGCGGUUCAACCGCCGGCUCCGUCAGCUCGCUCAACUCCACCAGCUCAGGGGACCAGGACUAUGACUACCUCAACGACUGGGGCCCUCGCUUCAAGAAGCUGGCCGACCUCUACGGGGGAGGGGACGAUGACUGA